Molecule: messenger RNA, 1218 nt
Organism: Lottia gigantea (owl limpet)
Lineage: Eukaryota; Metazoa; Mollusca; Gastropoda; Lottiidae
Exons: 2
Coding region: 1-1218 (405 amino acids)
Source: RefSeq, a predicted model, not a curated record
AUGAAUGCUUACAAGAACGAUUGUCGAGCAAAAGUUCAACAGAAUUUUGAACACAAAUUAAUGAAGAGCAGUAUGGGUAAGUUGGAGGAAGAAACCGAUGAAGACAGAUGUCCCUACAACAUCAUAGAUAUGUUCGGAAGAAGAUUCAAAAAAGAUUCGCGAACAUGGCUUCACAAGUCUUCACGAAAAAUUAAGGCGAACACAAAAAACUUAAACAAAGAGAAUAUAAGAGAAAUUCACGGAAACAAUGCUUCUCCACCAUCUCAGUAUGGAAUUGUUGAACAUGAACCUAUCAGAAUCGAAGAACCUGACGAUAGCUCCAGUGAUUCUGACAAUCCCUAUACCAUUGUAGAUAGCAUGGGAAGACGCUUUAAAAAGGAUUCAAGAACAUGGCUGCACAAAUCGUCAUCAAAACGAAAAAGGUGGAAUAUCAUCGAAGAUGAGGAGGACGAUGUUCCAGAGUUACCAGACAUACCUAACACCCAACCUGAUCAUUUCUGUUUCAAGGACUCUGGAGAAAGGGAUUCGGAAAGAAAAUUUCACGAAACAGUAAAAACUGGAACCGAUAUUUCCAAAAAGCAUCAUUCAAACGUUCUGAUGAGAAAACGCAAACAAAGGUGUCAGCAAAUUAGUAAUUCUGCUAACUAUUUGCCUAAUGAUAAUCAACACAAUGCUGAAAUUUGUAUGAUUCUUUCUGCAGAGUUACAUGAAACUGCCAACAGACCUACAGCUAUCAAGAGAUCAAUAAGCUUCGAUAACAUAUUUGAACUGUUUGAGGAAGACACCGAAGACGCUGAAGAUGAUUGUGUAGAAUGUCAACAGAUGUCUAAUAAUUCGAGGAUGAGUAACAAUUGGAGGGAAACUAAACCAAUCACCUCUGACACUUCUACACUUUCUAGCAAUGAAAAUCGGGAAAUCAACCAUUCGCCAUUAUCAUCGGGAGCAAGUAUCAAUCUUUCCUCUGAUACAAGAAUUAAAAGAUCACCAGAAUUAACCAGUACAGCUACAGAUAAUAAUCCUAACAAACCAGGAUAUUACCUAAUGCCUGAUGUUAGUCCAGUUAGAUUUAAUCAGGACCAAACUUCUAACUGUGAACAGUAUAAAGCCAACCAGACACUCAAUGUGAACAGCAGUAGGAGUUUAACUUUCCUGAUUCAAGAAUCUGACGAGUUUUUAGGUGAUGCUGUUUUGUCUGAAUAUGAAGAGGAAUCAGAUUAG